This is a messenger RNA of Sphaerodactylus townsendi, 6291 nucleotides long. It is a transcript of the gene CNTN1, whose product is annotated as contactin 1. Gene Ontology annotation, cellular component: axon; plasma membrane. Gene Ontology annotation, molecular function: protein binding. The record is from RefSeq and is a predicted model, not a curated record. The transcript is spliced from 26 exons. The coding region runs from base 547 to 3633 and encodes 1028 amino acids. NCBI's taxonomy places the organism in Eukaryota, Metazoa, Chordata, Lepidosauria, Squamata, Sphaerodactylidae. Gene Ontology annotation, biological process: axon guidance; cell-cell adhesion.
AAAUAGAUGGGCGGGUAGGCACGGAGCGCGCCGGUUGCCUCGCCUUGACACCCUCCCGCGCACCAGGAGGCGGUGGAGGCUUCUGAAGGCAUCUUGCUGUGGGCGAGCGUCCGUCCCUGGACCCUCCUCCCGCCCUUGCCUCUACUGCAGUUCUUCGCAGCGGGGAGGCUUCUACUGCUCCCCACCCAAAGCAGCCCCUGCCUGACCCAGCAACGUCCCCCUGAAGAGUGACAUCACCCCUAUCCAAUCAGGGCUUGACGCUCCCCCAAAUCCCCCGUUGGCCCCGAUCGGCUCGGCUCGCCCAGGGCCCUCUGCAAAGGCAGGGCAGUUGCCAAGGGCCAGCCUGACAGGCAGGAGGAGGGCUGGUGGGGCGCUCCCAGGUGUUUGCAGCUGAAGCCAGAAGCCUCCAGCUGACAGUCCAGCUGCACGGCAGCCAGCACAGGUAACUAUAGUGGGCGGUAGCAUCUGAGAAUCAUCUGCUGUUAUUUAGUAUCUGAAGUGCACUGCGAAAGGACAGAAGUCCUUGUGAAAUAAACACAUCUGAAGAUGAAGCUGCAGCCUUUAAUCAGUUAUUUUGUUGCAAUCUGUUCCUUCUUUUUUCUGGCAGGGCUGAGGUGCUGCAGUGCUGUGCGACAUUCUGUACUUGAUGCAUUCCAAGGGCAUAGAGUUCACAUGCAAGAGGAAUUAAAAGGAUAUGGGCCAAUUUUUGAAGAGCAACCCAUUGACACAAUCUACCCAGAAGAGUCCUCAGAUGGAAGAGUUUCAAUGAAUUGCAGAGCCAGAGGAAUCCCUGCUCCCAUUUACAAGUGGAAACUAAACAACUGGGAUAUUGAUAUUACAAGGGGGCGCCACCUUAUGGUAGGAGGUAACUUGGAAAUCACUAACCCUGAGAAAUCAAGGGAUGAAGGAAUAUAUGUCUGCAUAGCAUCCAACAUACAUGGAAUCAUACGGAGUCGAGAAGCAAAUCUAAAGUUUGGAUAUUUAAAUACAUUUACUCCCGAAGAGAGACAUGAGGUAAAAGUUCGGGAAGGUGUGGGUGCAGUGCUUCUCUGUGACCCCCCACGUCAUUAUCCAGAUGAUCUGAGUUACCGUUGGGUUCUGAAUGAUUUCCCUGAAUUUAUUACUUUGGAUAAACGACGAUUUGUUUCUCAGACAAAUGGCAACCUCUACAUAGCAAAAGUUGAAGCAUCAGAUAAGGGCAACUACUCUUGCUUUGUGACCAGCAACUCAAUAGCUAAGAGUGUGUUCAGCAGUUUCAUUCCACUUAUUCCCCAACCAGAUCGUACGAAAGGUUAUCUGCCAGAUAUCAGAGUGAAGUUCAAAGAUACCUAUGCACUUCUAGGGCAGAAUGUGACACUAGAGUGUUUUGCACUUGGAAAUCCUGUUCCUGAGAUUAGAUGGUCUAAGUAUCGUGAACCCAUGCCAACCACUGCUGAGAUAAGUGUGUCUGGUGCAGUUCUCAAGAUUUUCAAUAUUCAGUUUGAAGAUGAAGGGACUUAUGAAUGUGAAGCUGAAAAUCACAAAGGAAAGGAUAAACAUUCAGCAAAUGUUUAUGUUCAAGCGAUGCCAGAAUGGGUAGAACAUAUCAAUGACACAGAGAGAGAUUUGGGAAGUGAUUUACACUGGAUUUGUACAGCUGCUGGCAAGCCGAUUCCAACAAUCCGGUGGUUGAAAAAUGGAUUACCGUACUGGAAAGGAGAACUGAGACUUUAUGAUCUGAAGUUUGAUGAUGCUGGGAUGUAUCAGUGUGUAGCAGAAAAUGUACAUGGAAUCAUCUAUUCAAAUGCUGAACUGAAAGUUAUAGUUUUACCUCCUACAUUUGAAUUCUAUCCCAUGAAGAAAAAAGUCUUAGCUGCUAGGGGAGGUCACGCUAUAAUUGAGUGCAAGCCUAGAGCUGCCCCUAGGCCAAGGAUCACAUGGAGCAGAGGGACAGAAAUUCUUGUAAACUCCACCCGGAUGCGUAUUUGGUAUGAUGGAAGUCUGGAAAUUAUUAAUGUCACAAGGACUGAUGGAGGCAAUUAUACAUGUUUUGUAGAAAACAACAAAGGAAAAGCUAAUGGUUCCUCUACUCUUGUAGUCACAGAUUCUACAAGGAUUAUUUUAGCACCGACUAAUGUUGAUGUCACUGUUGGAUACAAUGCUACCAUGCAGUGUCUGGCAGACCAUGAUCUCACUUUGGACCUGACUUUCAUUUGGACACUUAAUGGAUACCCAAUAGAUGUUGAUAAAGAGAGUGAUCAUUAUGAAAGGAGCAUCAUGAUAAAGAACAAUGGUGAACUUAUAGUAAAAAAUGCACAACUGCGACAUGCUGGAAGAUAUACAUGUGUUGCUCAGACAAUUGUUGAUAAUGCCACAGCUUCAGCUGAUCUUGUUGUGAGAGGACCUCCAGGACCUCCAGGAGGACUCAGAAUUGAAAAUAUUAGAAACACAUCUGUAGUUAUUCUGUGGAGCCGGGGAACAGACAAUCACAGUCCUAUUUCAAAUUACACUAUCCAGUCAAGAACCCCUUUUCAUGAUGAUUGGAAGGAUACCAAAACAGAUCCAGCAAUAGUUGAAGGAAAUGUGGAGUCAGCCAAGUUGAUUGAUUUAAUUCCAUGGAUGGAAUAUGAAUUUCGGAUAAUGGCUACUAAUACUUUAGGGACAGGAGACCCUAGUAUACCAUCAAAGAAAAUUAGGACAGAGGGAGCUCCUCCCAAUGUGGCUCCUUCUGAAGUUGGAGGAGGGGGUGGCAGAAAUCGAGAACUGACUAUAACAUGGGUGCCUUUGCCAAGAGAGUAUCACUUUGGUCAUAAUUUUGGAUAUAUCGUAUCAUUUUCACCUUUCAACGAAAACUCUUGGAAGAGAGUUAAAGUUCCUCAGUCAGAUGCUAGUCGAUAUGUCCACAAGGAUGAAUCGAUGCUCCCUACCUCAAAGUAUCAAGCAAGAGUGAGAGCAUUUAAUAACAAAGGGGAAGGACCUGAUAGUAUCACUGUUUCCAUUACCUCAGCAGAAGAUGCUCCCACCGAGCAACCAAAAAGAGUGGAUGUAAAAGUCAGAUCAGCCACUGAAGUCACUGUUAUUUGGCAGCAGGUUAUCCAGCAGAUUGAUGGAUAUGAGAUCCGCUACUGGCCUGCUAAUGAAAAAGAUGUGACUGCAAACAGAGUACAAGUGAGCAAUCAGAAUUUCUCAGUGAGGCUGGAAAACCUGAAGCCUGACACACGAUAUGCCGUGAGAGUGUUUUCCUUUAACAGUGCAGGCUUUAGCCCUCCCAGUAGUCAAGUAUACUUCACAACACAAAAAGCACCUCCAAGACAAAAACCAAAAAUUACCAGUUAUGUAAAAUCUGGUUCAAAAUACAUCAUCACCUGGGACCAUGUCAGGUCAGAUUCUAAUGAAUCGGAUGUGAAAGGAUAUAAAGUGCUUUAUAGACCGGAUGGCCAGUAUAAUGGUACACUGGUUACAACUGGUAAGCAUUAUAUAGAGGUUCCUGCUCCUGUUAAGGGUCAAUAUGUUGUUGAAGUUCGAGUGCACAGUGAUGGAGGUGAUGGAGAAGUAGCUCAAGUAAAAAUUCCAGGAGCUGCUUCUGGAAUAUCAUCUAAUUAUCUUGGUUUUUUGCUGCCUAUCAUUGGCAUCCUUGCCUAUUUGGAAUUCUGAAUGUAGCUGGAAUUAUCUUGUCUUCAACUUAGGGCAGAGGACCUUCCAACUUGAGAGGAUUGCAGUUCUUUUUAUUAUUAUUAUUCCUGUGGCACCAUCCUGAGCCAAAAAAAUUUCCAAGCAAGACCCUUCUGACUUAACUAUGGACUUCUAACAGAAAAAAAGAGACUAAGGCAUCCAGGAACUCCUUCAUCAAGCAACUCAACUUUUGGAAGUUUGAGUAAUGAUUUUUAACUUGUUCCCGUGAUGCCUUAUAUAGCACUUUGUGCUGAUCUGCAACUGUUGCAUGAUUUGGUCCAAUGGGGCAAGUUACAGUGUUAAAAUCCAAUAAUAUAAGCUGUACAGUGAAAAUAAAAUCACCAUACAUAGGUACUUUACCUUUAUUAACAAAUUGUGAAAACAUAAUAGAGAUUGAAAUGUUGAUUGUAUGUGGUAUAUGUAGGAGUAACUACGUCUGUCCGUACUAUCCUAUCUGUUUUGUGUACUACAUAUUUUGAAAGGCCCCAUCAUUUAUGACAUUUUCAGGUUUUUAGAGAUACAGUCAAAGCAAAAACAUUUCAAUUCUUCUUUCUGCGGCUUUUCUUCUUGAAGUGACUAAAUAUUAGCAGAUAACAUCAAAAGCCAAGUUUGUCAGCAAUGGACUUUAUUUUAGAUGAACUUAAACAAGUUAAUGCUGAAUAUUAUGAGUAAAGAUUUUUCCCAGCACCUUAGUUUUACUCCUGUAUGUCAUUUUAGAAAAGAUGCUAGGCAAGUCAAGUAUGAUUUUCCUCAGCCACAGAGAUAAUAUUUUUGCUGUAUGAGUAAUAUUAAAAUAGCUAUAUAAGCAAAUUUACUUAUAAUAUUUCAUUGUAUCCAGGGAUAUUGCUACAAUUUAAGUAAAUUCCACUUUUAGCAUUAAUUAUUGGACUUGAAUUCCCAUGUUAUAAGCCUCCAAAUAUUUGUUAGCCAAUAGGAUGACCUGGUAAAAAAUUGAAAAAAAAAAUUCCAGUGUAGCAUCAAUAUUAAAAUGUAUAGAGUAUUUAGCUUUUUAAAAAAACUUGGGUCACUUAUAGUAAUAACAGAUAUGCAGUAAGAAGACAAAAGAGCACAUAGCAAAAAUUGUCCUGAGAUUUAUUUUUUUGCAAUGCAAAUAUUGCCUUACUUCAGAGAAGGUCAACCUUUAGGAGAAUGAUUUUCAUUUUCCAAUAAAUUGAUAUUGUUCUACAUUCUAUAGCUGUAAAUAAGAGUUAUAAAAUUCUAAAUGAUUUCCCUAUUUAUCAUUUCCAAAAAAGAAAGAUGUUGUGAAAGUCCAAGCAAAUCUCAGCUGUUCUUGCUACUUUUAGAUAUUCAUUCUAUAAUUUGCAGUGCUGGAAUUCCAAUAGGAAGUACCAGAAUGUCUUUGUUCUGACUGUGUCUGUAUUGUAUUUAAAGUUACUAAAGAGAAAUACAUAUUUCUUUCAGAAUCCAUAGUUUGCUGGGAAUUAGGUGUGAAUGUUGAAUACAAUAACCCCAGUGAUAUUGAAUCAGCUGGCUCAAGUAAUAGUGCAAUGUCUGAUGCUUCAGAACUAUAAGCUUUGAAUCAUAUUUUAUUAGCACAACCUUGCUAGCAAUUUAGAGAUAGACUUUAACUUUUUAGGUCUAAUGAUAUUGUAGAUGUCCGUAAGAAUGCUAUCUACAUGAAAUGAGAACAAAUUUGUCAGUACUUUACACCCCUCCUUUCAUGAUUUUUGUACUAUGUAUUUACAUUUUAAAAUUCUAGACUCUUCAUUGGUAAAAUAUCAAUAAUACUGUUUGAAUUUAAUUUUGGCUGCUUGUUACAGGUUGAAACUUUUAAAAAACACACAUUAAAAUUAUAAUUUCUCUGUAAAGAAUAUCAAAAGCUACAGAAGCACUAUUAAGGUCCUUUUAAAUUAUGCAAUUUCUUGAAAGGAAGUACAAUGUCUUCAUGCAUAAGGAAAGCCUUCAUGCAUAAGGAAAGCCUUUGGUGAAAUUCAGUGGGGGUCAUUUUAAUAUAGUCUAAACCACAACUAAAACUUUUGCCAAAAUGUAUAACUAGCUUGUAAUUUCUUACUACACAAUGUAAGGAACAAAACCAGUUUCUACAUGAAGAUGACUUGGAAGGUCAAAAGGAUCCUUCUUAAUUUAGACCUAGAUUUCAUCAUUCAUGCUAAUUAGCAAAUCUCAGAUUUACAUUGUUUCACACAAUUGUACCGGUUUGACUGGGACAUUCAGUUCCCAGAAACUGUCAGCACAACUAACUAUAUUGUAUCAUCUGCUUUACAAUGCAAGGUUCUUAAUUAAAAGUUUAUAUAGAUAGACAUACUGGUUGUUUCUUUGCAUUUCAAGAGAUCUUGAUAUUAGCAUUAUUUGAUACUGAUGAUGUUGGGAUUUUUUUAAAGUUACCUUUUAUCAUUUUCUUUCCUACUGAGUAGACCAGGACCGUGAUUUGUCCAUUUUAUGAUUGAAAAAAUAAAUUAUAAUUAAAUAAACAUAUUAAUGGUACUCCAGAUGCAAUAAUUGUCAUUUGAGUUUGAUAGGAAUUUAUGGGAUUUUGGAUGUCUGUUGGAAGGGGGAGAGGGGAAACAUUUCAUUUACAGAAAUAUCAUCCUUGUGAAAAAUUUUAUCAUCAUGGGACCUAUAAAUUAAUCCUUGAUAAUUAAACUUAACCAUUCUAAAGGA